Closterium sp. NIES-65 is the source of this 975-nucleotide messenger RNA. NCBI's taxonomy places the organism in Eukaryota, Viridiplantae, Streptophyta, Zygnematophyceae, Desmidiales, Closteriaceae. The record is from the annotation of a GenBank genome assembly.
AUGCGCGCAGCCCCAGCAGCUGCAGCCCCUGAAACGGCCACCGCAGCAGCAGCAGCUCCAGGAGCCGCCGCCCCAGCAGCAGCCCCUGGGGCCGCCCCAGUAGCAGCAGCCCCGGGAGCAGCCGCCCCAGCAGCUGCUGCCUCUGGAGCGGCCACCCCAGCAGCAGCAGCUUGUGGAGCAGCCGCCCCAGCAGCAGCAGCCCCGGGAGCAGCCGCCCCAGCAGCAGCAGCCCCUAGAGCCGCCCCAGCAGCAGCAGCCCCGGGAGCAGCCGCCCCAGCAGCAGCAGCCCCGGGAGCAGCCGCCCCAGCAGCAGCCACUGGAGCAGCCGCCCCAGCAGCAGCUGCCUCUGAAGCGGCCACCCCAGCAGCAGCAGCCCCUGGAGCCACUGCUACUGCAGCAGCCACCCCACCAGCAGCAGCAGCAGCAGCAGCCCCAGCAGCUGCAGCCCCUGAAACGGCCACCGCAGCAGCAGCAGCUCCAGGAGCCGCCGCCCCAGCAGCAGCCCCUGGGGCCGCCCCAGUAGCAGCAGCCCCGGGAGCAGCCGCCCCAGCAGCUGCUGCCUCUGGAGCGACCACCCCAGCAGCAGCAGCUUGUGGAGCAGCCGCCCCAGCAGCAGCAGCUUGUGGAGCAGCCGCCCCAGCAGCAGCAGCCCCUGGAGCCGCUCCAGCAGCAGCAGCCCCGGGAGCAGCCGCCCCAGCAGCAGCAGCCCCGGGAGCAGCCGCCCCAGCAGCAGCCACUGGAGCAGCCGCCCCAGCAGCAGCUGCCUCUGAAGCGGCCACCCCAGCAGCAGCAGCCCCUGGAGCCGUUGCUACUGCAGCAGCCACCCCACCAGCAGCAGCACGUGGAGCAGCAGCAGCAGCAGCCGCCCCAGCAGCAGCCCCAGCAGCGGCAGCCACUGGAGCAGCCGCACCAGCAGCAGCCGCCCCUGGCCCCUGCAGCAGCCGCUCAUGGACCAGGUGCAGCCGUGGGGGGUGA